Messenger RNA from Drosophila erecta, 2426 nucleotides. RefSeq lists its product as uncharacterized. NCBI's taxonomy places the organism in Eukaryota, Metazoa, Arthropoda, Insecta, Diptera, Drosophilidae. Bases 19 to 2334 code for a protein of 771 amino acids. The record is from RefSeq and is a predicted model, not a curated record. The transcript is spliced from 3 exons.
UUUGUUAUUCAUCCCACCAUGAGUAUAAUUCAAAGGAGCUCACUUUUAUCGCAAGGCGCGGAAUACUCCACAGACUUUGAACCCACAUCGAGAAUAGGAUCAACUAUUCAAUCAAAAGAAGUGCCUGAAGAGACCUUAGUGCCAACAGAAAAUGAUAAAGAUUUGACCAAAGAACUGGUAAGACAGCAAAAAAGAACAAAAGCCAAAGGAACUUCAAAAACUCUGGCUGCAAAUAAGCCACGUAAAGUGGCCAAAAAGCCACAAAAGGAGGUUUCAUCCCAAGCCAUUCUACGACCGAUCGAAAGGAAAGAGAACACUUUGGCAAGCUCUAAAGAAACGUCACGGAGAUUAAGUCAAAAAUUUUCUUUCCGUGAUGGUUUCUCUAGAAACUACCUUUUCGACUCUCCUGCAAAUCGGUCUAGUGCAAUGUCUACGGAAUCGAACACCUCCGUUUUAUCCAGAACUUCCACAAGUUCGCGAAGAUCCAGAGGCAGGGGUAGCAGGAAUAGGCCACCAAUGAACAAAGCUGGACUCUGGGGUCGUUAUAAAAUAUAUGUUUUGAAACCUAAGAAGCCAAAAGUAGCUGAGAUAGUACAGGAGACCCAGACAGAUUCCUAUAAUGUGCAGAUACGGAUCGUCGAGUCAAUAGAAUCCUUACCCUCAAUACAUCACCAUCAACACAACAUUUCGGAUUCUGAUUCAAAAAAAGCGUUAACUAGUAUUCCUUCGGAUUCUAAUACUGAAACAGAGUCUACUUUAUCGGAAUAUGAAAGUGACCUUAAUGAACCGGAUAAUGAGGAACAAUCUGAAAGACUUAAGUUUUUGGAAAUAUUUGGUAGUCUACCUGAUAUUGACAACCUCUCUGCUACUGAAAGUGCUGCGAAUAUAGAGCUGACCAAAGAGAAGGAAAGGACCAAGAAAAGGAAAGAGAAGGAAUUAUCUGCGGCCGUCAAGAAAGAAGAAGAUCACAGAGAAUCGGACUCAUUCGUGGAUCUCCAAGUGGAUGAGUCCACCGAAAAUCUUGACCACAAAACACACAGCAUAGAGAUCAGUAGCGAAUCUGUAUCCGAAGCCGAUGAGCAAGUUUAUAAUGAGAUUGAGCCAAAAGAAAGGCCACAUAAGGAUAUAAGUGAACAUUUGUUUAGCCUCCGGAUCAGUUCAACGGUCUUCGACGAUUCCUCAUCGGGUUCGUUCAAUGAGAUUCAUAUGGCCACAGUAGCGAUGGUUGAGCAGUUCCUCACCGGAUUAAUAAACGAAGUGGUUGAGCAUGAAGAAAGAACUUCCGUUCGUUUGAGACGACAGCUGGACAAAGAAAAAAUGUUAGACGAACUGAGUCAGCUGGUCAUCGACUACCAAUAUGAAAUACAACGCAACCAGGCGCUCGAGAGGAUCGCCACAGAUUACUAUGUGAGGCGCAAGGAGUUUUCCAUGGUCAGCGAGGACAAGCAAAUCGACACGAUUAACCGCGAAAGGCUGAUGUCUGCUCUGGUAGAACUGGAUAAUCGCUUGGAGCAAAUUAAGCUGACUCAAAAGUUAAGUGUUAAGCAAAGAAGCGAGCUGUUCGAGGAGGAGGCAGCAGCCCGCGCUCAGGACGCCCAGAUAUUAGCCAAAUUCGAAGCGGUAGUCAGGGAAACACUUUGCAGGGAGGGAUUUGAUCGCGUGACGAUUGUGGUGAAUGAGCUUCUCAAAAAAAUGAACAAGACCCGCGAUGAAACUUCCGACGUUCGAGUGGAAUUGCUUUAUGUUCAGCACCGGUUGCAGGCCUUGAAAUUCAAAUUGGAAAAAUUGGAAAAUCUGGGCAAUGGCCUCCGUGUGCUCGAAUAUAUUUCUAAUCAUGCUGGGAAUAACGCUCUGCGGCUUAAAAAUAAAGAAAAGGACAUAGAACUUAAGCGAUUUCGCGACCGCAAGACCUAUGAUCUCCAUGCGAUGGCACACUUGAAGAACAAGAUGAAAAUGAACGAGGACCUGCUUGAAAACAUGAAGUCAAAGCUAAAUACGCAGCUGCAGCUGAAAAAGGACCUCAGGGCUCGACACUACCGGGAAAUGGUUAAGCACGAGUGGGUGAAGAAAAAGAUACUCAAGCUAAAGAAAGCCGGCUGCUUGAUGCAUUAUCCGGAUUUGCUGCUGGACUACGAUGCAACCGUGGAUCAUGUGAGCAGCAAGCGAUUGGUAGUCAGCAAGCUACGCCUGGAACACAUUCGCCUGGAGGAGAAGAUCUCAGAGGUGGACACCCAUAUCCAAGUCCUGAAAUCGUCACUCAGGGCGAAGCUGAGCUUGGCCUCCGUCUCCCUAAACCGGCUAAGCAACAAGAGCCUCUUCAGAAUAAGAAGGUAGCACUCUCUAGAUGGGUAGAUGUUUCUAUAUUUUUUUAUAGCCAUUAUAACACAUAGGAUAGGUGACAAUAAAUGUGCCUAGCGGCACAUAUC